AUGCUGCAAACUGGGAGGAGGUGCGGUGUAGAGCAGUUUAGUAAGAAGAGGAGAGCGCUGUUGUUCCGUCACUACUCGGUCUGUGUAGUCCAGUCAGUGCAGGCUAUUUGUCGAAAACGGGAGCGCCGGGUUGCAUUCCGCAGAAGUUGUUGACCCCAUCACCCCAGUCAGUAAACUUUGGGAUUGUUUGAUUUUAUGAGAGGACAAAAGCGGGGGAUAAGAAGGUGAAACUGCGCGCGAAUGGAGAAGCACAAAGUGCUGGAUCAGCUCCUGACGGAGCUCCAUCGCUUCCUGGUCAUCCUGGACAAGGAGACCCUGAGUGGGAAUGCCACCGUCCAAAAGGGCCUGCUCUCUGAUCUCCUCCAGUCCUACAGAACUUCAAACGGUGCUGAUGAGGAGUACAUCUACAUGAACAAAGUCAUUGUUACUGGAAAAGACAAAGCCAACAAAGAUGACAGAACAGAUGCCCUGGUCAAUGGAAAAGCAGCAAAAUAUGUCCCUGUCCCACAGAAGAGCCUACCUGAACUGCCGCCCCCCAGAACAUGUGUGGUGGGUCGGGAACCUUUUCCCUUACCUGUCUUUCCAGCUCCAGCCUGUAUAGACACUUCGGAGAGUUACUAUGAGGAGGCUCAGCCCUAUGAGGAGACUGUCAAUGAUGACGGAGAGGCAGUUAGCAGUUCCUAUGAGUCCUAUGAUGAGGAGGAAGUGACCAGGGGAAAGUCACCAUCGGCGCAGCACCAGUGGCCAUCAGCAGAAGCGUCCAUUGAGCUGAUGAAGGAUGCUCGGAUCUGUGCCUUCCUGUGGAGGAAAAAGUGGCUCGGCCAGUGGGCCAAGCAGCUGUGUGUCAUCAAAGACCAUCGCCUGCUGUGCUAUAAGAGCUCCAAGGAGCAGACGCCCCUGCUGGAUGUGAGCCUGCUGGGCUGCAGCGUGGUCUACAAGGAGAAGCAGCUGAAGAGAAAAGAGCACAAGCUGAAGAUCGUUCCAGUUGGAGGAGAGGCCAUUGUGCUGGGCCUACAGAGCAAGGAGCAGACAGAGCAAUGGCUGAAGGUGAUCCAGGAGAUCAGUCCUAAGCCAGCUGAAAACUAUGAUCACCAGCACUCUGGUUCUGACUCCCCCAGGCUCAUUUGUACAAAGGGGGAACUGAAUGAGAGACACUCAGUGGCUUCAGAAAGCGGCAGCAGCACUGACAGCCAUGCUGAAACUCCUGAAUACAAAGAUGUGAAGAAAAAAUCUAGUGGAGGUUUGAAGUUCAGCAACCUCAUGAACAUUGGCAAGAAAAAACCCUCUUCAUUAGAGAACCCAGGGAAAUGUGUUGACACCUCAGGCUACCUCAACGUGCUGGUAAACAGCCAGUGGCGAACCUGCUGGUGUCUUAUCAAGAAUGGCCAGCUGUGGUUUUACCAGGACAAGGGCAAGAACAAAGUGAGCCAGCCUGCUGUGACUCUGGGUGGCUGUAAUGUUUUGCCCAACCCCAGCCCUGAGCACCUGUACUCCUUCAGGAUUGACAUGGACGGGACACAGAAGGCCACCCUCGAGGCGAAGACGUCGGCAGACAUGGGCCACUGGCUGGGUCUCUUGCUGUCACAGACAGGGACUAAAACCGACCCAGAGGAGUUGACGUAUGAUUAUGUCAAUGCUGAGAGGAUCUCCAGUAUUGUCAAUGCAGCCAAGACUUCCUUAUACUUGAUGCAGAGGAGGUAUUCAGAGCCAAACACCUACAUAGACACCCCGCCAUCCAUCCCUCUCAACUCUGAUGAACUGUAUGAUGAUGUAGCUGAUCCAGAGGAUGCUGAAGAGAGCGGCCUGCCUGACAGUGAGGACAACAACCUUCAACAACAUAAUGAAACAUGUACACAGGCCCCCAAGGACCCAGUGGGUACAGAGCAAGAUGCUGACAGGGUUUACCUGGACCUUGUCCCUGUGCGCUCCUUCCUCCAUACAUCUGGUGGAGGUAAAGUUACUCCUGCCAAAGAAACUUCUAGACAUUCCCCGAUUCCCUCAGAGGAACAGAAGGUUCCCUCAUGUCAAAUUAAAGAGGUCACUUCUACUGACCCCCCUGAGACAGAGCCAACACCUGUUUUAAAUGGCACCAGUUCAACUUCUGCUACCAGCAAACCAGAGCAAGAGUGCCCCCGGACUCCCACUCCACCACAGCCGCAGCCGCAGCCGCAAACUCAAACUCAAGCACCCAAAACCUCAUCCCAAAGCCAAGAGACCCCUAAGAGGAACUUCAGCCCCAAAGGCCCAAUGGCUCAGACUGCUACUGGGUUCCCUCACAGUCCUCAACCCCCGCGGCCCAAAGCGUUUACCAUCGGGUGUCCAGGCGCAGUUGAGGGGAAACUGGGCAAAAACCGCACAGAGGCCGACAUGCGCCGCUACACUGACGAGCGUGACCGUCUGGAGAAAGAGAGAGAGGGGGUGAGGGGCACUCUGGCACACCUGAAAAAGGAGAAGAGGGAGACCAAAGAGGAGCUGAGCGCCUGCCAAGAUCCCAAACUGCAGGCCUCGCUAGAAGCCCGGCUGAAGCAGAGAGAGGAGGCGUGUCGGGAAGCAGAGCACCGCAGGGUAGAAGUAGAGCUCCGGUUGGUAGAGGUGAAGGAGAGUCUGAAGAAGGUGGAGUCAGGGCCUUUCACACUGGGAACCACACUGGACAGCAGCCUCCAGGACACACCCACGCCUAAAGCAGUGAACCUGCCUGCUCCCCAGACUUCAUCAUUAACACCAUCACCAUCACCAUCAUCAUCGUCAUCCCAACCCUCCAGCAGCAACGUCAGCGCAGACCCAGCCUGUCCUGUCAAUUCUGCCUCUGCGCUAAAGAACAGACCUUCCUCCAUGAUGGCCUCGAAAGUCAACGUCAUGCAGAAAGCUAAAGAGUGGGAAAAGAAAUCCACCACCUAAGAAAAAUUUGAAUGUCCUCUGACUUCCUGUGACCUUUGAGGUCAAUCUGUUUCUCUCGGUCUGGUCGGCUGUCCACAACUUCCGUCCUGCUUGAGCGAGGAAGCGCCGGUUCAACAGCCCAGACAAUUAAAUCAGCAACCUCUCUGCCCCGGAUCUUUCAUCCUCAUCAUCUCCUUGCCAAGACUAUAAAGAGCCCAUCAGAGAGAGAGACACGAGCCGUCUUCUCUAAUACCACUGGAUAAUCUCAGUUUCAAUGACUUGUAAAGCUGUUUUUCUCCAUUUGCUAAAGGAAGGAAAUUGACGCAGUAGCAUUUUGACCAGUCUUAUUAUUCUUGAUAAAGAUGCACAAAUAGGAUGUUUCAACGAUGCAAACAACCUAAAGUUUGAAACCACUGAAGACAGAAAGACGCCCCUCUACUUAAUUGGCCACUUUAUACACUCUAGAUUGUAGCUUGGUUCAUAUAUGCUGGUAGCCAAGAUGUAAAUAUAUUUACACCAUUAUUCAGCCUUUUGGCUUGUAUUGCUAGCUAAAAAUGCA
Molecule: messenger RNA, 3436 nt
Organism: Scomber scombrus (Atlantic mackerel)
Lineage: Eukaryota; Metazoa; Chordata; Actinopteri; Scombriformes; Scombridae
Gene: afap1l2
Product: actin filament associated protein 1-like 2
Exons: 19
Coding region: 241-2898 (885 amino acids)
Biological process (GO): regulation of mitotic cell cycle; positive regulation of epidermal growth factor receptor signaling pathway; regulation of interleukin-6 production
Cellular component (GO): cytosol
Molecular function (GO): SH2 domain binding; SH3 domain binding
Source: RefSeq, a predicted model, not a curated record